AUGGCUCUGCAGGACGUGUGUAAGUGGCAGGCCCCGGACACCCUGGGACUAUCACCUCACCUGUCUGCUGCUGGUGGCUGGGCUGUGCCCCGAGGCUGUGACCCUCAAACCUUCUUGCAGACCCAUGGCCCCAGGCUGGCCCACGGCACCACCACCCUGGCCUUCCGCUUUCGUCACGGAGUCAUCGCUGCGGCUGACACCCGUUCCUCCUGCGGCAACUACGUGGCAUGUCCAGCUUCACGCAAGGUCAUCCCUGUUCACCAGCACCUCCUGGGCACCACUUCUGGCACCUCCGCUGACUGUGUCACAUGGUACCGGGUGCUACAGCGGGAGCUGCGGCUGCGGGCAUUGCGAGAGGGCCAGCUGCCCAGUGUGGCCACUGCCGCCAAGCUCUUAUCAACCAUGAUGUCCCGCUACCGGGGGCUGGAUCUGUGCGUGGCCACUGCUCUCUGUGGCUGGGACCGCUCUGGCCCUGCCCUCUUCUAUGUCUACAGCGACGGCACCCGCCUGCAGGGGGACAUCUUCUCAGUGGGUUCUGGGUCUCCCUAUGCUUAUGGUGUGCUAGACCGUGGCUACCGCUACGACAUGACCACUCAGGAAGCCUACGCCCUGGCUCGCUGCGCUGUGGCCCACGCUACCCACCGCGACGCCUACUCUGGGGGUUCUGUAGACCUUUUUCAUGUGCGAGAGAGUGGGUGGGAGUACGUGUCACGCAACGAUGCCUGGGUGCUGUACUCAGAGCUGCAGAAGCUCCCAGAGCCCGAGAAGCAAGAGGAGGAGGCCAGCCAGGCCCAUCUUGAACCUGUCACCCUCCACAGAGCUGAUGAAGGUGGAGAACUCUGCAGACUGGUACCAGGAGACUCCAGGCUCCCUGCAGAGACUGAGACUCUGUAA
This is a messenger RNA of Molossus molossus (Pallas's mastiff bat), 894 nucleotides long. It is a transcript of the gene PSMB11, whose product is annotated as proteasome subunit beta 11. Gene Ontology annotation, cellular component: proteasome core complex. Gene Ontology annotation, molecular function: threonine-type endopeptidase activity. NCBI's taxonomy places the organism in Eukaryota, Metazoa, Chordata, Mammalia, Chiroptera, Molossidae. The record is from RefSeq and is a predicted model, not a curated record.